AUGCCGACGGCAUCCAAACGUAGCAACUAUUAUCCGGCAAAAACGGUGCUAAUUUGCCGUUUGUAUUGCGAGCACACCCACGACUCUGUGGUGGGUGUCGACCAAAAAGGGGCGAAGUUUUGGGGCUCCCUCUGCGCCGAGUACAACGAUAAAAGGCCCGAAAGAUCUAUUUCACGCGACGUCACGCAAAUCAAAUCUCACUUUCAACGGGUGUCGAAGGAUGCGAAGAGGUUUGAGGCCAUGCACAAAAAAUGCCACGAUCAAUGGAAAUCAGGCAUGAGUGAUAUUCAAAUCCUGGAGCAAGCAGAGGCAAUGUGGCUAGCCGAGUACCGUGUUCCGUUCCGCUGGAUUGGCGUCACUUGCAACUUGCGCCACCCAAGAGUAGCUGCCUUGAAUCUCUCCAACAUGGCUCUCUCCGGCACCAUUCCACCACAGCUCGGACACCUCUCCUUUCUCAUCUACCUCAACCUCAAAAGCAAUCUUUUUCAUGGAGAUUUGCCUCAAGAGCUGUCUCUCCUUCGCCGUUUGAAGUUCAUAUCUCUCCGACUCAACAACUUCACCGGAGACAUCCCUCCGAUGUUGGGUCAGUUGCCAAAAUUAGAGUACUUGAAUUUACGCAACAACAGCUUCAUAGGUUCCAUCCCAAAAUCGCUCUCAAACCUCACAAACCUACAAUUUCUUUCCUUAUCUUCCAAUUCUCUAAGUGGAGAAAUUCCAAAAGAGUUUGCGAGACUUCAAAGUCUAAAAAAUCUGUAUGUUGAAUUCAAUCGUCUCUCCGGUGCUAUACCAUCAGCCAUAUUCAAUAUAUCGAGCUUGGUGACUAUAGCUUUGACAGGCAAUGAAUUGAGUGGAAGUCUUCCAACAGACAUGUGCUGUAAUCUUCCAUCUCUUACUGGGCUUUAUCUUUCUGAGAAUCAGCUGAGUGGCGCGAUUCCAACAAAUCUAUCCCAAUGUUCACGGCUUGAGGUGUUGAGCCUCUCUUACAACUCUUUUAAUGGGGAGAUACCUUCAGAAAUCGGCUACUUAACAUCUCUUCAGAUUCUAAAUCUUGGUGGUAACAAUUUGAAUGGAAUACUACCACAUGAGAUUGGCCAUCUUCAGAGUCUGGUUACUUUUGCUGCUGAACGGAAUGAGAUUGCGGGCUCAAUUGAUUUCAAUAUUUUCAUGAAUAUGUCUUCUCUGCAAACCUUAUCACUACUGCGUAACAAAUUCGCGGGGAAACUUUCAAGGGAUGUCGGGAAUAUUACCAUGCUAACAAAUUUAUACCUCUCGGAAAACCAUUUUACAGGGCUUAUUCCCACUGAAUUUGGCCAACUUUACCAUUUGGAGAUAUUAGUACUACACUUGAACAGAUUGAGUGGUUCGAUUCCACAUGAGCUCUUCAACAUUUCAACUCUUCGGAGACUUUCACUUGUUGGCAAUGCUCUUUCAGGGGUUCUUCCAACCCAUUUAUGUCAUGCCUCUCCCUUUCUUGAAAGAUUGUUUCUUGGCGGAAAUUCCAUGAGUGGAGCAAUACCCAACUCUAUCUCUAACUCAACAAUGUUCAGCAACAAUCUUACCCAGUCACCAUCUUCUUCCUUCAUUACUUCAUUGACAAAUUGCAGGUCUCUAACUCAUUUGUCAUUUGAGGAUAAUCCUAUAAAUGGUGUCAUUCCAGCUUCUGUCGGGAACUUAUCUUCCUCACUUCGAACAUUCACGGCCAACAACUGCAAAUUCAGUGGCAGCAUUCCUGUAGAAAUGGGCAAUCUAAGCAAUAUGAUAGUACUGGAUUUAUCUGGGAAUGAGUUAUCUGGUAAUAUUCCACUAACUAUAAGCCAUUUGCAUGAACAUCAAGGAUUAUAUCUGUCUAAUAACAUGUUGGGAGGCUCAAUACCACAUGUUAUAUGUGAUCUAUUCAGCCUCAAUACUUUAGAUAUGAGCCAGAAUCAAUUUUCAGGCCCAAUUCCUAAAUGUCUGGGAAAUGUCUCUUCUUUAAGAAAUCUUUAUCUAGACUCCAACAUUUUGAAUUCAAGCAUACCAUCAAGCUUAUGGGGUCUAAAAGAUUUGAUCAAUCUAGACUUGUCCUCAAAUUCAUUAAAUGGGUCACUACCUCUAGAGAUGAGUAACUUAGGAGCAGCGAUCUAUAUAAAUGUUGCAAUGAAUCAGUUGUCAGGGUCAAUUCCGAGCAAUAUCAAAAAGUUGCAGAGUUUGGUUAAUUUGUCUUUGGCAAAUAAUAGACUAGAAGAUUCUAUUCCUGUGUCUAUGGGAAGCAUGAUCAGUUUGGCAUAUCUCGACUUGUCGUACAACAACCUCUCUGGUUCAAUUCCAAAGUCAUUAGAAGCACUUCAACACCUCGACUACUUUAAUGUCUCUUUCAAUAGUUUAAGUGGAGAAAUUCCUAAUGGAGAUAACACGACUAGACAAGUUGAUGAGUUGAUAUUCGUUGUGCCGGGAAGAAUCUCUUAUUAUGAACUGCUGCAAGCAACGGAAAGAUUCGAUGAAAGCAAUUUACUUAGCACUGGGAGUUCUUGCUCUGUUUAUAAAGGAAUUCUUAACAAUGGGAAGGAUAUCGUUGUCAAGGUCUUUAAUAUGCAGCUAGAAGGUAUUUCAAGAAUAUUCGAUGUCGAAUGUGAGAUACUACGUAGCAUUCGACACAGGAAUCUGACAAACGUCAUAAGCAGUUGCUCCAAUGAAGAGUUCAAGGCAUUAGUACUUGAAUAUAUGCCAAAGGGAAACCUUGAAAAAUGGUUAUAUUCCCACAACUAUUACUUGAAUAUGAUGCAAAGAUUGAAUAUAAUGAUUGAUGUUGCAUCUGCCUUGGAAUAUCUUCACCACGGUUAUUCAAUGCCCAUUAUCCACAGCGACUUGAAGCCUAGUAAUGUGCUAUUAGAUGAAGACAUGGUUGCCCAUGUAAGCGACUUUGGGAUAGCAAAGUUGUUAUGCGAUGGAGAUAGCUCUGUGUUAACCAACACACUAGCAACAUUGGGUUACAUCGCUCCAGAGUAUGGUUUGGAAGGGCUAGUUUCAACAAGGUGUGAUGUGUAUAGCUAUGGGGUGAUGUUGAUUGAAACUUUUACAAGAAAAAGGCCUAGUGAUGAAAUGUUUUGCGGAGAUAUGAGCUUAAAGAGAUGGGUAGAACUCUCACUUUCUGAGAUCCCAGAUGAACUGAUAGAUGCUAACUUAGUCAUGAAUUUGGAGGAAGAAAUGAUUGACAAGAAUAUGCAGUGUGUAUCAUCCAUACUUGAAUUGGCUCUGAAAUGCUCCGCGGACUCUCCCGGUGAUAGAAUCAACAUGAAACAAGCACAUGCAGAGUUGCAAAAAAUCAAACAUCGAUUUUCCCAGUGA
Salvia miltiorrhiza (redroot sage) is the source of this 3324-nucleotide messenger RNA. RefSeq names its product receptor kinase-like protein Xa21. Gene Ontology annotation, biological process: protein phosphorylation. The transcript is spliced from 7 exons. Gene Ontology annotation, molecular function: protein kinase activity; protein binding; ATP binding. The record is from RefSeq and is a predicted model, not a curated record. Lineage: Eukaryota; Viridiplantae; Streptophyta; Magnoliopsida; Lamiales; Lamiaceae. Bases 1 to 3324 code for a protein of 1107 amino acids.